Messenger RNA from Pediculus humanus corporis (human body louse), 2808 nucleotides. RefSeq lists its product as uncharacterized. The transcript is spliced from 2 exons. Lineage: Eukaryota; Metazoa; Arthropoda; Insecta; Psocodea; Pediculidae. The coding region runs from base 1 to 2808 and encodes 935 amino acids. The record is from RefSeq and is a predicted model, not a curated record.
AUGCACGCGUUUCAGUGUCGAGGAAUAGCUCGAAGAAAAACAUUUUUGUCCUGCCGUGCCGAAUUAAAAUUAGCUUCGAAUGCCAUUUUCUUUAAAAAAAAUUCAAUUUUAUAUUUUUUAUUAAUGGCUUUUUACCCUGAUGAACUUUCACCUAUUGAACUGAAUAAUAAUUUUGGAAAAUUGUGCGAUUCAUCGGAUUUAUUAAAUGCAUUGAAAAAUCGAAAACAACGGAAAUCCGGUUUUAUUGGAAAAAAAGAUAUGGCGAUGAGUAGCUUUGCCACAAUCACAGAAGAGAAAGAAGAAGAAAUAUCAAACGACGGUAGCAUAAAUGAACGAAAUAAAAAUAAUAAUAAUAAUAGUAAUUAUUUAAACGUAAAUACAAAAUUAAACAGUGGGUUAAUUCAAAAUAAAAAAAUUAUAUUUCCAAAACCGAAGAAAUAUAUCACGACUGCUCGGAUAGUACAAAAAGAAAUAGGAAAUUUAAAAGGUGAACUUAAUUGUGACGAACCUGAUAGUAAAAUGACUCGACCCUCAUCUCAAGACUCUUGUGACAACACAACGGAAACGGAAAGAAAUUUAAAUUCGGACACUGAUUUAACUGAUGUAAAAAGUAAUCAUGAUUCGAAACAGAUAUUAAAAAAUAAAAACAAUCCAUUAGAUAAUUCAAAAAAUAAAAAUAAAAAAUUUUUUCAAAAUUAUAUGCUGCCGGAAAUUCCCAUUGAAUCACAAUGGAAAAAAGUUGUUUUUGAGCCUUCGUCCGGAAUAAGUAGGCCAAAAUGUAGGGUAAGAAAACUCGAUGAUUCGAUACCUUCUAGUGACGUCGAACAAAGUAAAAUGGAAAAUAAAAAGAAAAAUAUAAAUUUAUCUAAAUUGAAAAAUAAUUCCGAGUCGCUUAGGUUGAACAAUGAAAAUAAAAAAAAACAGGGAGUUAUAGGAAAGGAAAGAGGAGCGACGACAACAUCGUCUACGACAACCCUUAAAAAAACAAACGAAGAAUCAAACGUUGAUAAUAAAAGGAAAAGAAAAACAAACAAACAUCAAAGAAUUGAAAAAAAAUCGUUUAACAUGAAAGACGUUGUCAACGUGUAUAAAAAUUUAGCUUACGGAUCCGAACGGGAAAUAAAAUCCUUCGUUGAAAAUCUAUCGUUUGUUAAAGAUGAAAAGAUACCGGAAAAUGAUAAAAAUUUAUUAUCAGUCAUGAAUUUGAAAGUUUUAGAAAAUAAAAUAAAAAGAUUUGCUAAAAAUAAUGGGCAAAAUCAAAAAAAUAAUAAACUUUCCGCGAAGGAAAAAAUUAAAAGAAAAAAAACAGACAAGAGUACCAAGAAAAAUCGGAAAGCUCACAUUGAAAGAUUAGCAAGACACAAAAUCAUUAAGGUACCCGCGGUGUCGAACAAUUGUUAUCCAAACAGGAAAACAUCCAAUGGUGAUGCCUCCGUAGCCGCCGUCGCGGAUAAAAUAAUAUCAUCUGAACGGAAAAGACCAGCGGGAUCCGAUGAAAAAGAACCUUGGAAAUAUGUCGGGAUGCAAAGCAUUCUGGAUAAAUCAUAUUUAGUGUAUCCGGCUUAUCCCCGCUCAAUAAAUCUCGGUAAAAAUUUUAAAAAGGUCAAAAGAUCACCAAUCGGAACGAAAAACACGGAAUCAAAUUUUAAAAUAAACAAGGGUUUUCGGGAUCUCGAAAAAAUAUCGUCGAAUUCUUUAUCACGGGAAUCGAAGGCAUCGAAAAAUCUCAGAGUUGGGAAAAUGGCCGACAAAAGAACCUCAAAAACUAAAACGUUUUUAACGAAUGAUAAAAAAUAUACAAAAACCGUCGACACUCGUCAAUUGAAUAAAACGGUAAAUCGUUCUUCGGCGACCACAGUUUGCACCGUUGAAUUUCAACCCUCUAUGGCCCAGGGAGGAUUUCAAAAAAAAAAUUUCCCCCCAAAAGAAUCGGAAAAAAUGAAUUCGAGUUUACUUUUUUAUCUUCACGGCGCUAAAGCCAUUAACGUUAAAUCUCCUUAUUCGGAUCGACAAUUUUCCCGAGUGAAAUUUUUUCGUAAAGACUCAAAUGGGACUUCGCCACUAAUAAAAGGAUUAAUUCAAAAAGAUGCCACUAAUAAUAAUAAUAAUAAUAAUAAUAAUAAUAAUAAUAAUAAUAAUAAUAAUAAUAAUAAUAAUAAUAAUAAUAAUAAUAAUAAUAAUAAUAAUAAUAAUAAAAAUAACGGUAAAUAUUUUUUAAAAAAAAUUAGCCUUCCCUACGAUGGGAACGAAAUCAGACGAUCAUUUGAUUCAAUUAAUUUCGACGAAGAUAUUCAAAAUAUAACCGAUUUUAUGAAUUAUAAAAAUUUUACGGAAUAUCGGAAAGAAAUUCCGAGUCGGAAAAUUCAAAAAAUCGGAUCCGUGGUAAAACCAAUAAAAACUGGAGGAGGGUGUUUACCACAAUCGUGGAUAUCUUCAGUUCCAAAUAAUCAUUAUCAACAUUAUCAUCAUCAUCAUCAUCACAAUCACAAUCAUCAUCGUGAUGAUGAUGAGCAGCACCCUCCUAGAUUUUCGGUUUCUCUUUUGAAUCGUGACGAACCACGUGACGAUAAUGAAACCCUUUCUCCAGAUUCAUUUAUGAGAGAAAUAUCGAAAAACGUUGAACAUUUUCAAUAUUUACCGGAUACGGAAAAUAAUAGAAAAGUAAUAAGUCAAUUUUUCAAAGAUUUGGAAAACAAAAUUGAAAAAUCAAAAAAUAAAAACUUUGAGGGGGGAUUCGAAUUAAAAGAUAAUAAUAAUUAUUCUUAUAUUAACGGUACUAAUUGGCCGAUUCCCAUAAUGGGUUAUUAA